Molecule: messenger RNA, 2666 nt
Organism: Sebastes umbrosus (honeycomb rockfish)
Lineage: Eukaryota; Metazoa; Chordata; Actinopteri; Perciformes; Sebastidae
Exons: 11
Coding region: 35-1375 (446 amino acids)
Molecular function (GO): ubiquitin-protein transferase activity
Source: RefSeq, a predicted model, not a curated record
UUCACUUUUUCAUCGUGGAAGACCGAAUGCAGGGAUGAGCCUCACAGGCCAGGCAGUUCCCGUUCAUCAGGCUAACUUUAACCAAAGUGGUCCAACAGCGCCCCUUCUCAGCGUUAAUACAGAGAGGAACACACCUUCAACUUCACAGAUGCCCCCCGCAGCAGCCCCUAUCUACAACCUUCGCCCGUUCACUCGAAGGGGCCCAAGGAACAAGAGGUUCCACGGACAGUUAAGCAGUUCUGUGGCUCAUCCCUUCACCAGAGAGGUAAUUCUCCUGCCAGACCAUACAUAUACAGAUGUGCCAAGGCGUGCCAGGAAAGCUUGGCUUUUUGAAAAUGGACAUAUAAAAUCUGCCUUGGAAUUUGGCUGUGACUGGGACUCCGACAAAGUAAUGCAGGCAAUUAUGGCGGCCUUCCAGACAAUUGUGGAGGGAUGCAGGUUACAGAUCUUGAUGCCAUGCCACAACAAACUACUUGAGCCAUCCCUUACCUCCAAUCAGACUUUGAGUGGAGCCCUUGUCAAAAAACUGUUUCAUCAGAAGUCCAUUUAUGUCAGGCCUGACAAGGUCAUUUUAAGUGAGGAAAAAGAAUCCUCAUGUUCUGAUGAGGACGGUAGCCAUACAAACAGCCGUGAUGUCUCAGAAAUAUCGGACACUGACAAAUGUGCCAACUCCACUGUUGAGGCCCAGUUCCUCUUCAGUAAUACCCCUUCCAUCUCCAGUGAUGAUCAAGUUAUCUUGUAUGUUGCCACCCAAGACAUUUGCACUGAUGCACCUUCCAUCUCAGCUGACACCUUCACCGUGUCCACUAGUGCUCCUGUCAUCACUAUUGAUGAGACUCUCACCUUGUCCAGUGGAACUUCUGCCAUCUCAAGUGGCAACACCCAUGGCUUGUCGAUUGGUCCCACUGUCAAUGCCAGUGGUGACACACAUUUGUUCUCUGCUAAUAACACCUCUGGUGUGUCCCAUGAUCCCACACAACCCAGGGACCCACACAACCCAUUUGGGAAUAGUUCAUCCAGCACAUCCUACAGUACAUACUUUGACCUGUUUGAAGAAGAAUACCUCUCUGAUGACCCUGAUCUCCAGGAAGCCAUUUCAAGGUCUUUAGAUGCCAGCGCAAGCGAGAGUGAUUUAAAGAUGACUUCGGAGAGAAUAAUGGAACGGAUUGGCUCUAGAGUAAAUACUGACAGCACUGUACGCUUCAAUAUCAUAAGAAGAAAUGUGUGGGAUGGAGCAUGCAGAGCCAUGGCCAGAUCCAAUUUUUCACCUGAGAAGAAGGUAGAUGUCAAGUUUACUGAUGACUAUGGAAUAUCUGAGGGGGCUGUGGACAAUGGAGGACCCACUCGGGAGUUUUUUUCGACUCUGUCUACAUGAAAUCAAGGACAAAAUUGGCAUCUUUGAGGGUCCACCUAAUGCUAAAGUUCUCACAUGCAACUCCAAAGCGAUGAAAGACAAUGGAUACUUCUAUGCUGGCCAGAUCAUGGCAAUGUCAAUUGCCCAUGGGGGACAGAGUCCAUGUUUCCUGUCUGAACUCUUGUAUGAGUGUCUCCAAAAGGGUCCAGACAAUGUGAAGGUCACAACUGAACAUAUUACUGAUGAAGAAACAAGAUCACAGGUGCAAUCGAUCUUACAGGCUGAGACUGAAUCACAACUGCAAGAUGCAGUUGCACAGGCAGCCAGCUUGAUCAGUCUGGCGGGUCACAAUGUUCACAUAACACUGGGAAACAAACAAGAGACUGCUUUGGACUUGGCUCACUGGUAUGUCCUCCAGCGGACCCGAGCAGCUUUUGAAAGGUUCAGAGAUGGCUUAACGUCUCUAGGUGUCCUAGAUGCUCUUCAGAGAUACCCUCUACAGUUGAAGUGCCUUUUCGUGAAGGCUGAAAAGGGUUUGACAGCGGCUGAUAUGGAGAAUCUCUUCCAGAUCAUUCACUCCGAAAGAGGGAGUAAUGCAUUCCAAGAAGAGUGCCGGAACCUGGCUUUCUGGCAGGACUAUCUUCAGGAUGCUGAAUUCGAAAACGAUGUCUCUCUGGAGGAUAUUCUUAUUUUCUUCACUGGAUGUGACAGCAUUCCAGCUCUGGGUUUCUCUCCAAGGCCAAGCCUGGAGUUCAUCACCAACUCCCGAUUUCCAUUGGCCAAUACUUGCGAGAUAAUUCUUCGCAUACCAGUUCAUACCACAUACACUGCAUUCAAAUCUAAUAUGGAUUUCGGAAUACGCAAUGCCCCAGGAUUUGGAAGAGCGUAAGACGCAAUGUAGAGCUAGGGUUAUGUUGAGUUGUUUUUUGUUGUUGUUAUUGAUAGUGUUAUUUACUUUUGUUCUUCCAUGAGGCUAACACGCUAAAGUUGGGUUCAAUUUUGGCGAGGAAAAACUGGCAUGGCCAUUUGUCAAGGUGUCUCCUUGACCUCUGACCUCAAGAUAUGUGGCUGAAAAUGGGUUCUAUGGGUACCCACGAGUCUCCCCUUUACAGACAUGCAGUUUCUUGAAUGCAGUAUACAUGUUAUUUUUGCCUAUUCUAAAAAUGUAAAACAUAUUAUACAUAACAUACUAUGUAAAACACAGUGUGAAAACAUUGAGUUCCAGUUUUGGCCCUCCAAGGGAAAAGUUUGGGCACCCUUGAUCUAAAGGUUUUGGUAAAGCCUUCUAAAAAUAAAGGGUUCUAUGUUCCUG